Molecule: messenger RNA, 384 nt
Organism: Gongylonema pulchrum
Lineage: Eukaryota; Metazoa; Nematoda; Chromadorea; Rhabditida; Gongylonematidae
Source: the annotation of a GenBank genome assembly
AUGAAAGAUCAAAGCAUAUUUCCAGAGCUGAAUAAUGCCGAGCAGAAGAUGUGCUCGGCCUCGGAGAUAAUGGAUGCUCUUCGAGCUAAUGGCGUUGUGCUACCGGCAAAUACUCAACAGCUGAAUAAUGCCGAGCAGAAAAUGUGUUCGGCCUCGGAGAUAAUGGAUGCUCUUCGAGCUAAUGGCGUUGUGCUACCGGCAAAUACUCAACAGGACCUGUACGAAAUGUUGAAUAUGUUUGUCGAAGUGUGGACUAAAGAAAUAAAUGAGCUGGAUGAGAUGAGCAGGCAGAGUUGGCACGACCAAAUCGAUGCUGAGCUGAAAGCCUCGUAUCCAUGUUGCUCGUUGAAAGCGGUUGCAAGUAAAGCUAUAAAGGUUUGUUAA